This is a messenger RNA of Pyricularia grisea, 2262 nucleotides long. RefSeq lists its product as uncharacterized. Lineage: Eukaryota; Fungi; Ascomycota; Sordariomycetes; Magnaporthales; Pyriculariaceae. The transcript is spliced from 2 exons. Bases 1 to 2262 code for a protein of 753 amino acids. The record is from RefSeq and is a predicted model, not a curated record. Gene Ontology annotation, molecular function: zinc ion binding; nucleic acid binding.
AUGUCGCCGCGUAAGAAUUACGGCCCACCGAUUCGCCAAUCCCAACGCGUGACAAACGCAAACUCAGCAAAGCCAGAUAAUUUGGCUUCAGGCACUGCUACUCCCAACACCGAAGGUUCGGAUCAAAACGGAGAGAUUACAUUUGCCCCAGUGAGCCCAGAGCCAGUAGAGCCCGCUCCUACCAGCGCCAACACAGAGCCUGAAGAGCCCGUUGAGCCCCAAUCCGACACAGAGCAAGAUCAGCCAGUCGACAGCAUCGAAGUUGACGGAUCGUACGAGUACGAGUCAGUUUCUGAGCACCCAGGAGAGGCGCGAAGCCCUCCCCACCAACCUUCUGCCAAAACGUCAGACGGCAGGAACGAAAUUCCGAAAUCUCCAAGCAGAGCGCCCUCGCCUGCCGCCCAAAUGAGAAGCGAAAUGGCAGACGAAAGCGAAAGCACAACCGGCCAGGCUACCAUCACUCAAUCACAGCUGCAAGAUCUUUUGGCCACCAUUGCCCAACUUAAAGACCAGCUUGCCACCCGGAGUAACAAUGCCACCCGUCAAACCCGCGGUAUUACGCCUUUGAACAGCGCCUUUGGAGGGGCUGAGUUUAAGCCCCAUGGUAUCGCUGCCCGGACAGCAUUUGAGCCUUACGGAAGUAACCAAAAUGCUAAAAACCCUGCCUACGACAGGACGGCACGUAAAGCCGGCAUCGACCCCGGCAUGUUUGAUGGUGAUAAGGAUCGUUUUGAUAAAUGGAUCACCAAAAUCGCAGAUAAAUUUGUAGAGGACGACGAAACUUAUAAAACAGAAAGAAGCCGCAUGGCGGUGAUCAAUUCCCUCACUGAAGGGCUUGCCAACGACCUUAUCCAAGGCCGCUAUGAAUCCACCAUUAUGCCUUUCAGCAGCGCGGCCGAAAUGGUCGCGACCCUAGCCGCUGUUUACCACGAUGACAAUCAAGCCUCCAAAGCCCGUGAGGAGCUUCGUCACCUGAAGUUUAGUCUGUCGGACAAGUCAACAGACAUCCACCAGUUUAUUGGCAAGGUUAACAGCCUAGCCGAUAAAGCCAACAUUGCCAAAACGGAACGCAAGUUGGUUCUCUAUGAGCACAUUCCUGCCAACCUGAACCCCCAGCUUCUCAGCCUAUCCAAAGACCCAAAUAUCUCCACAACCGGCCAGGCUACCAUCACUCAAUCACAGCUGCAAGAUCUUUUGGCCACCAUUGCCCAACUUAAAGACCAGCUUGCCACCCGGAGUAACAAUGCCACCCGUCAAACCCGCGGUAUUACGCCUUUGAACAGCGCCUUUGGAGGGGCUGAGUUUAAGCCCCAUGGUAUCGCUGCCCGGACAGCAUUUGAGCCUUACGGAAGUAACCAAAAUGCUAAAAACCCUGCCUACGACAGGACGGCACGUAAAGCCGGCAUCGACCCCGGCAUGUUUGAUGGUGAUAAGGAUCGUUUUGAUAAAUGGAUCACCAAAAUCGCAGAUAAAUUUGUAGAGGACGACGAAACUUAUAAAACAGAAAGAAGCCGCAUGGCGGUGAUCAAUUCCCUCACUGAAGGGCUUGCCAACGACCUUAUCCAAGGCCGCUAUGAAUCCACCAUUAUGCCUUUCAGCAGCGCGGCCGAAAUGGUCGCGACCCUAGCCGCUGUUUACCACGAUGACAAUCAAGCCUCCAAAGCCCGUGAGGAGCUUCGUCACCUGAAGUUUAGUCUGUCGGACAAGUCAACAGACAUCCACCAGUUUAUUGGCAAGGUUAACAGCCUAGCCGAUAAAGCCAACAUUGCCAAAACGGAACGCAAGUUGGUUCUCUAUGAGCACAUUCCUGCCAACCUGAACCCCCAGCUUCUCAGCCUAUCCAAAGACCCAAAUAUCUCGUACGAGACCUUUGCCGGAGAAGUUGCGAACUCGGCGCUGGCCCAACAACGCGCUUGGGAGGAGCUCCGCGAGAACCGCAAAAAGAGGGAAGAGCGCCGUGAGCGUUCAGCCAGCGCCGAACGCAAACAGCGUCGACACGAGAAUCGCCGGCACAGCCAGGAAGCCAAGAACCAAACCCGCACACAGACCAUUGACGCCCCGAAGUCGCCCAGCAGAGAAAACGCCAAAUUGGUCACUGAGGGUAGAUGCUUCCUUUGCAAAGAAGCCGGGCACCUGGCACGCAAUUGCCCCGAAAAGGCCGCUCACAUCGCCGCCGUUCUCGCCCUUCAACACGAAGGCGAUCGAGAAGCUGGUGAACGAUCCGGCCACAGCUCAUCUUCGUCGGAUUCGGAAAACUGCUAA